ACAACCUGCACCACCUUUGUCCUGCAAACACUCACUUGUCUCGGACCACUGCCAAUACUAUUCCUUGGAUGCGAGUAUCGAUGUCCGAUCCGUGUCGAACUCUCUGAUCACCCCACCCUCGAAAGAUGCAUCGCCUCCCGCGAGCCAUCAGCCUCCGCCAGCAACAACUUCUACGCCCCAACAUCAGGUCGCGAAUACCCCAGCAGCGCUUCACCUCGCGGAUCGCCUACAAACGGAAUGGCGAGCCUGUUCGAUACCAAGCAGUGCGCUUUAGAGGGCGUGGUCCGAGCAUGCGGCAGAUCGUAACAUAUGGCGUUUACGGUGCUUGCGUAUAUUGGUACUUCGGCAUGGUGGUCAAGUGGCUGGGUGUCGAAGUGGAAAUGCUGGACGAAAUGGUGGACGAGGAGAUGGAGGACGACGAUGAAGAAGAGGUCGAGGACGACGGAUAUGCGCACCCAGACUCAUUAUUCAUCCCUCUGACAUGGUCAACGAAACUGCCACGUACUUUCUACAGAGGUUCGGAUCCCGAAUGGCAAGAGUUCAUCAAAAUCGCCAAGGAUAAAGAAAGGCACACCAAAAUCCAGAAUGAGCUGGUUCAAUUGAUCUUUAAGGAAUGUCUCAAGCACCCGGGCGUUGCGCGCCAGUUGGGGAAGGACAACAAGGUCGGAAAGUACUGGUUGGACAUUUCUUUCCCCGAUGGGCCGCCGCAAGAGUAUGAGAGAAGUGGGAUCGAGAUCGCAGAUACAUACAUCGCUUGGAGCCAACAAAAGAUCAGCCCAGAGGAUCAGUGGAGACUCACCAGGACGAUCUGGCCAAAGGCAGCUUUCGAUUCGUUAUGGGCUACCGGCUCAAUGCUAGCCGGCAUUAAUUAUCGGAGGAUAAAACAAGCACUGGGAUGGGAGGACAAGGAUCCGUUCAGCCCGGAGGAGAGAAUGCGACAUGCGAUCGAGAUGCACAACAAGCAGCAUCACCCAGAGCUGAGUAGGAAGCAAGUCGGGCAAGGGCAACUGGAGCCGAACGCCAGCCCAGAAGGUGCGAAUGGCAGCUCGAACAUGCCGCCAGCAAAAUCGACGAGUGACGAAGCCAGAAAGUUGAGUUGGUGGAUGGUCGACGUGCCCAUGCCCAAACCCGGCGAGGACUCUAUGGACGUCCCGAUUGCCAUGUCUGUCUUUCAAUCCACGUUGAGGAAGAACUGGAAUCCCAAGAAAAUGGAGCCUCCACGAGGAACGUUCGUUGUUCAAGGACUGGUGGAAGUACGAGGGCAGAGGGGCAGGAUGAUGUUUGACGUGCAGUCGUGCUACGAUCCCAAGGAGGCGAAGUUCACAAACGUCAACGCGAAUGUGCGGAGCUUCAAGCGAUGGAACCAAGCGCCGAGAGGGGGGCCUUGAUCCCACUGGGAAUAGAUGGAGUGCUUUUCACUCAACUUUUUCGGGUUUCCUGCAGCGUUUGAGCGAGUGAGCGGAUACAUUUGCAGAUGGGCGAUGCAUAGCGUAGGGACAUUCACAAGAUACCCUUUAUUCAUUUGUUGUUGAUGACCAGA
Messenger RNA from Cercospora beticola, 1540 nucleotides. RefSeq lists its product as uncharacterized. The record is from RefSeq and is a predicted model, not a curated record. NCBI's taxonomy places the organism in Eukaryota, Fungi, Ascomycota, Dothideomycetes, Mycosphaerellales, Mycosphaerellaceae.